ACAACCGAUCCAGCCACAACCAAUCCAACCGGUCCGGCCACAACGGAUCCAGCCGGUCCAGGCACCACCGAGCCAGCCAGUCCGGGGACAACCGAGCCAGCCGGUCCGGCCACAACUGACCCAGCCGGUCCGGCCACAACCGAGCCAGCCAGUCCGGGGACAACCGAGCAGCUCAAGACCACCGACCCAGCGAGUACAGUACCACCAUCAUCAACACCAGAACCUUCAUCAGAUCCCAUAUCUACACCAAAACCCACCACAUUAGCUCCAGGGACAACAACAACAAUUCACUGCCAAAACGGAGGAACGUUCAGUGGCGGCAUUUGCAACUGUGCCAGCGGAUUCCAUGGAAAUGCUUGCCAGUUCCUGAACGAAACCAUACAGUUUGAUCGCAUCGAACGGUUGGUGAAAAUUCAAAUGGUGAUCGACCAGGAAUACAACCCCAAUUACGACAACACCAGCUCAAAGGAUUACAGAAACUUCGUUGAUGAAUUUAUCAAGGAGAUGGAGGACUUUUACCGAGAAAAAAGCCUGCAAAAACUUGUCAAAGUGGUGGUAACCAAUGUUAGCCGAGUGGCCUCGCCAAUGUUGAUGAGACGUUCGGCCUCUGCACUGGAGCGGCGCAGAUUAGCCAUCGACGCUACGGCCACCCGCAGAGUCACACCAAGACCACAAGGCGUCAACGUCAGCCACGAUGUGGUUUUGUCGAUCACAAACCAGCUGAACAUCGGUGACCAAGAAUAUCAGUUCGAAGUGGAUACGAUCGAUAUGGCUCUGAAAACGCUGAUUAACUGCACAACAGUUUGCCCCUACAAUGUGACAGAGACACCGAUUGUGAAUGAGACUGAAGUGAAUAGGAACACACUUUGCAACUCGUACGUGUUGGAUCCGGACAUUGCCCAGCACUACAAGGCCGUGGACUACAACAACAUGCUGGUGUGCGUCACUCGAUGCAAAAGAAGUUACGGCUCGGAUUUUCUUCGCUGCAACAACGAUGGAGUGUGCAGAGUUUCCGCGGGUGUCGGUGCCGUUUGCAAUUGUAAGGAUUUGGGAUCCACGUGGUACUUAGGCAUUGACUGCGGGUUGCCUAUCCAAAAAGUUCCCUUCUAUGCCGGUUUGGUGGUCACCCUGGUUUGUCUCCUAGCCACCAUGGCAGGCUUGACCGCGUACGUGAUCAUCAACAAGAAAGAGCAGACAAGGAAAAAAGACAUGAAAAAGAAGCUGGUGAACAACUGGCUCAACGACGAAUUCGAGUGGUCCCGAUCCGAGAAACUCUCGACAGGCACCUUUAAUGCUGGACACCUGAACCCGACCUUCCCCUACGACGCGCCGCUGCGGACACCGCCGAUGCGCCAACACAACGACUCGAGACAGUCCGGCCGGUCCAGCCCGGCCGUGAGCAUGUACAGGCUCGACGGAGCGGCCCGCGGGUAUGACGGAUCGCUUCGCCCCAACGGAUUCCCUAUCUCUGAUCAAGAGAUGAGGAUCCACAGGCCGCAGAUCAGGUCAUCGUGGGACGCCUGAGCGCCCCCCCUUUUCAAAAACAAGCACCUUAACGACCCAGCGGCAGCAACAACACUCUUCUUCGAAGGAAGCUAAUUUAUUGGAUCUCUUGUCUUACAACAUCUAAGCUGGAGAAAUGAAUUCUUUUGUCUGUAAAAGUAGCGAUUUGCCAUUCACGUAGUUGGAAAGUACGUGAUCAUCGCUUUGGAACAUGUUUGUUGAUUUAUUUUAUUUGGUCGGGACCAUGCAUGAAUGACAAUCAGCAAGAAAAUGCACUUUGCACCCGAACCCUCAGACCCUACUCAGCCUGAACGCUCGCACGUUUUAUUUCUGAAUCAAGUUGGUGUCAUUUUGUUUCUGUGCAGAAUGCUUGCAAAUAUGCAUUUGGGACUUUGUUCUACUCUAUUGUUGCUUUUGAAUGAAAAAAAAAAGCUGAUUAUCAAA
Hippocampus comes (tiger tail seahorse) is the source of this 1947-nucleotide messenger RNA. RefSeq lists its product as uncharacterized. The coding region runs from base 418 to 1524 and encodes 368 amino acids. The record is from RefSeq and is a predicted model, not a curated record. Lineage: Eukaryota; Metazoa; Chordata; Actinopteri; Syngnathiformes; Syngnathidae. The transcript is spliced from 12 exons.